AUGUGCCCUCCUCCUCACCUGCUGCUGGUUUUGCUGUUGGGACUCACAGGUGUGGCGGGUGAGGCGGGGCUGCAGGUGAUCCAGCCUGACAAGUCAGUGUCUGUUGCAGCCGGACAGACAGCCACUCUGUGCUGUACCAUGACCUCCCUGCUCCCCUUUGGGCCAGUUCAGUGGUUCAGGGGCGCAGGGCCAGGCCGGGAGUUAAUCUUCAGUUUCAAAAGAGGCCACUUCCCCCGAGUAACAAAUGCUUCAGACGUCACAAGGAGAAACAACAUGGACUUUUCCAUCCGCAUCAGUAGCAUCACCCCAGCAGACACCGGAACCUACUACUGUGUGAAGUUCCUGAAAGGGACCCCUGAUGAUGUGGAGUUUAAGUCUGGACCAGGCACUCUGGUCACUGAGCAGCAUGCAGGUGGUUUUAUCCAGAUUGUGCAGGUGUUAACAGGAGUUCCCAGUGCCAAACCCUCUCUCUCUGUGGUGUCCGGCCCCGAGGCCAGGGCCUUGCCGGAGCAGACAGUGAAAUUCACCUGCAAGUCCAAUCGCUUCUCCCCCAGGAACAGCCAGCCAACCCAUAAGUCAAGGCCAUCUACUCCAUUCCUGAUGGCUGUCACCCUGGGCCUGAAGCUGCUGCUGCUCAUCACUAUCUCUGCCAUCUAUGUCCACAAGAAGUGA
Molecule: messenger RNA, 672 nt
Organism: Neogale vison (American mink)
Lineage: Eukaryota; Metazoa; Chordata; Mammalia; Carnivora; Mustelidae
Product: signal-regulatory protein beta-1-like
Exons: 5
Coding region: 1-672 (223 amino acids)
Biological process (GO): positive regulation of phagocytosis; positive regulation of T cell activation
Cellular component (GO): plasma membrane
Source: RefSeq, a predicted model, not a curated record